UUCCGGUAUCAAAAGUCAUUUCCUCUCUCGUUGUGCCAUCAAAUCGUGUAGCGCAAGAAAUCUUACUUACUUCAAGAUCACGAUUAAGGAAAUAUGUCUCAUACGAUCCUGUUGGUCCAGCCCACCAAGAGGCCAGAGGGACGGACAUAUGCUGACUAUGAAUCAGUCAACGAGUGCAUGGAAGGUGUGUGUAAGAUGUACGAGGAACACCUGAAGAGAAUGAACCCAAACACACCAUCCAUCACCUAUGACAUCAGUCAACUGUUUGACUUCAUCCAUGACCUGGCUGACCUCAGCUGCUUGGUGUACCGUGCGGACUCACAGACGUACCAGCCGUACAACAAGGACUGGAUCAAGGAGAAGAUUUACGUCCUGCUGCGACGUCAGGCCCAACAGGCUGGGAAAUGAGACUUACAGCCCUUAGUUCCAGAAUGACUACACUGCAGACGCCUGAUCUCACAACAACCUGGAUAGGUGUUUUAACAUGUCUGCUAAGCACAUCUUAUGAUAUAGCAAUCCGUUGCCCAACCAUUGGUGGAUGCAACAUCUGCAAUGUAGGCUGCCUGGAACGUGGCCAAUCUAUGACAUCAGAGGUUAUUGCGGUGGGGUCAGAGGGGGGGUGGAGUGUUGUGUAGGGUGAAUGCCCCUAGAUGCUUGGGUCAGUUUAGCAUUUUUUUUUCUACUAAUGGUUUAUAUUUGGAGUGGGGAAGCUGAUCUUAGAUCUGUACACAGGGGAACCUUCACUCCGGAGCAUUUGGAAAGGAAGGGUUGGAUGAUGCUAUGAAUCCAGGAUAUUUUAUCUUUCGGUUUUAACGGAGAAGUUUUCUAGGGGGAAGGGGGUAAGGCAGCUUACAUUUUGUUGAAAUGUUUGUAUUUAAAGAAAAAUUCCCCCUUUUUUUUAUGAAGUCUUUGUCUUUUACUUUAAAAUAAAAAAUGAUUAUUUGUUACUGUU
Molecule: messenger RNA, 952 nt
Organism: Salvelinus namaycush (lake trout)
Lineage: Eukaryota; Metazoa; Chordata; Actinopteri; Salmoniformes; Salmonidae
Product: enhancer of rudimentary homolog
Exons: 4
Coding region: 94-408 (104 amino acids)
Source: RefSeq, a predicted model, not a curated record